Molecule: messenger RNA, 2003 nt
Organism: Polychytrium aggregatum
Lineage: Eukaryota; Fungi; Chytridiomycota; Chytridiomycetes; Polychytriales
Product: P-loop containing nucleoside triphosphate hydrolase protein
Exons: 13
Coding region: 85-1833 (582 amino acids)
Biological process (GO): maturation of SSU-rRNA
Molecular function (GO): RNA helicase activity; nucleic acid binding; ATP binding
Source: RefSeq, a predicted model, not a curated record
GUUCUCGACUCGAUCUGAGCACGCAGCGACCACCGACACCGUUCCUUCGCCCCAAGGAGUGCACUGCCGACCAGAAUUGCGGCCAUGGACGUGUUUAAACUGCUGGGUGCUGGUGCCAGAUUUGACCGCAAGCGGUUCAAGGACGAUCUGGGCGUCUUCCAGAAGAGAGCGCCUGGGGCCUCUGCUAGCUCAUCGACAAUCGCAUCCGAAAGUGUAGCCGAUGAGCUUGAUUUCUUCAAGAUCAACGAAAAGGUCGAUGAGGGCACCUCUGCACCCUCAGCGGCCGCCAAAAAGCGCAAGGCUGACGACGGUGACGGCGACGACGAGCAUAGCUUUGAGACGAAGCACGAUGACUCGGCAACCCAUGCGGACGAUGACGAGCAGGACGAGCAGGACGAGCAGUCCAGCAGCAAGAAGCACAAGCCCGAUGUAUCUCAGCUCGUCACAAAGGAGGAGGUCAACGCCUUCCGAAAAGAGCACAAAAUCAAAGUUUACGGCAGCGAUGUGCCAACCCCGUUCAGGACCUUCAAGGAGCUCAGCGUGAGAUUCAAGUUCCGUCGCUAUCUUCAACAAAAUCUGGAGGACGGGCAAUACAAUGCCCCAACACCGAUCCAGAUGCAAGCGAUACCGAUAAUGUGCCAUGGCCGCGAAGUGAUGGCGUGCGCCCCCACGGGAUCCGGUAAAACUCUGGCUUUCAUUCUGCCGAUCCUGCAUGAUCUCAAAGGCCCAGCCAAGGAGGGCUUCCGCGCCGUGAUUGUCUCGCCGACUCGAGAACUCGCACAACAGAUAUAUCGAGAAAUGAAGAAGCUAGCCAAAGGAAAGCCAUUCAAGAUCUGUGUGCUCAGCAAAGCCACGAAUGCUACAAACGAUUCGAUUGCUGCCCAGCUGCAGAACUUUGAUGUCCUGAUCAGCACACCAAUGCGCCUCGUGAAUGCCAUCCAGUCCAAUUCCAUUAAUCUUUCAAAGGUGCAGCAUCUGGUCCUCGAUGAGGCAGAUAAGCUUCUUGAUCUCGGGUUUCUUGAGCAGGUGGACGAAGUCUUUGCUGCAUGCACCUCUCCAAAUCUCAAAAAGCAUCUGUUCAGUGCCACGAUCCCAUCAGGCAUUGAGGCUCUGGCAAAGACAGUCAUGCACGAUCCGAUCCGAAUCGUUAUCGGCCAAAAGAACGCGGCCACCGAGAUCAUCAAUCAGCAGCUGCUCUAUGUCGGGCAGGAGGAGGGCAAGCUGAUUGCUAUACGCCAGCUAGUUCAGAAAGGCAUCAAGCCACCCGUUUUGAUCUUUGUUCAAUCCAUCGAUCGUGCUCGGGAGUUGUUCCAUGAGCUCGUCUACGACGGCAUCAAUAUUGAUGUGAUUCACUCCGAGCGCACAAAAGCACAGAGAGAUACCAUCGUCCAAAACUUCCGACUUGGCAAGAUCUGGGUUCUCAUUGCCACUGAGCUGAUGGCCCGUGGUAUCGACUUCAAGGGUGUCAAUCUUGUCAUCAACUACGACUUUCCGCAAACAGUGCAAAGCUACAUUCAUCGAAUCGGUCGAACAGGUCGUGCUGGCCGACCGGGCGAGGCUGUUACCUACUUUACAAAGGAGGAUGCGCCGUACCUCAAGAGCAUCGUCAAUGUUAUGCGCGAGUCUGGCUGUGAGGUUCCCGAGUGGAUGCUCAAGCUCAAGAAUCCAAGCAAAAACGCAAAGAAGGAGCUGAAGAAGAAGCCGAUCGAGCGUGACCAAAUCAAGACCGUGACGAAGCGCGACGAGCGACAGGCUAAUAAGAAAAGGGAGAUGGUCGAGGCCUCGAAGCGGAGAAAGAAGGCUCCACGUGAGCCCAAAGCCCCCAGCGAAUGAGCAAUGGAUCCAGUGCAGCCGGUGCUAGAGCACGCUGUAUGCCGCCGUGCGUAGCGGUAAACCUACAUGACCGAGAAUCCUCGGCAGCACCCACGAAGCGAUGAGUCAGCCUGGUUGGAUGCCGAUGGACAUUUCUUCUGGCUCCUGAAUAUACACCGUACGCUACCCUA